AUAGCUUAAAUGGGUCCGCUGUAUCGUAGUUUCCAUGGCCAGUGGCUCCUUUUCUUUUUCCCAGCCCAGAAAUCACAAAGGAUAAGAUGAUAACCCUUAGGCGGCUAGCGUACGGAUAAGAUGAUAACACUAGCUGCGCAAAUAUUAGCUGCAGAUAAUUGAUAAAAGCCCCUUUACUCUUCUUCUCAGUCCUUGCAAUCCCUCUGUAGCCAGAGGUCUAGAAGAGUUUUAUACUGUUCACCUCCUUCUCCAUGACACCCUUUCUCCCCCUCCACGUGUCCACUUCCUCUCGUUUCCUAUCCCAUUCCCUUCCCUUCUUCACCCGUCUCCCUCGCUUCAAAUCCCCAUCGCACCGAACCCAUCAUUUCCCUAUCCUCUCAAUCGCCAACAACCCCUUUCAACAAUCAAUCGAUAAGGACUUCCCAACACAGCAGCAGCAGCAGCCAAGGACGCUUUUUCCUGGGGGUUACAAGCGGCCCGAAAUCAAAGUCCCCAACAUUGUCCUCCAGCUUGUCCCCGAUGACGUUUUGAGUGGCGAUGAUGCCUUGGAUUUCAUUGAUAAGGCCGUGUCUAAGUGGGUUGGAAUCGUGGUCCUCAAUGGCGGUGAUGGCAGUGGGAAGACACUGUACGAGGCUGCUUGUUUGUUGAAGUCGGUUGUGAGGGAUCGUGCGCGUUUGUUGAUUGGAGAGCGCGUUGAUAUCGCUGCUGCUGUUAAUGCUAGUGGGGUUGUGCUCUCCGAUCAAGGUCUUCCUGCCAUUGUGGCAAGAAACAUGAUGAUGGAUUCCAAAUCUGAAUCUAUAGUUCUCCCAUUGGUAGCUAGAAAUGUGCAGAAUUCUAGGGCUGCCUUAAAUGCAUCUAAUUCUGAAGGUGCUGAUUUCCUUAUAUAUGGUCUUGAACAAGAUAAAUAUUUUGAUGAAAAAAUGUUCUCUGGAUUUGCGGAUGUGAAAAUACCAAUCUUUGUUAUUUAUGCUUCACAUAGAGUGGGUACGUCAAUUAUGGAGGGAUUGCAAUUGCUAAAAUCUGGUGCUGGUGGUUUAGUUAUGUCGUUAGAAGAUUUGAGGUUGUUCAAUGAUGAAUCUUUUAGCCAAUUUUUCAACACUGCAAGUGCAGUGGAGAAAAAAACAGAAAAUGAGCCUGAAAGCCUCAAUAAGCUCAAACCAUCAGAUGUAGAAAAUGGUACUAAUGGGAAAAAGAGGGUGGCAGGCUUUGUUAAAUUGGAGGACAGAGAAAAACAGCUCAUAGAAACAGAGAGAUCAAUAUUAUUUGAAUGCAUUAAUGUUAUUCAUAAGGCUGCUCCUCAGAUGAAGGAGGUUUCACUUCUAAUUGAUGCUGUUUCUCAACUUGAUGAGCCAUUUUUACUGGCCAUAGUGGGUGAAUUUAAUUCUGGUAAAUCAACUGUUAUUAAUGCACUUCUUGGAGAAAGAUACCUUAAAGAGGGUGUUGUUCCGACAACCAAUGAGAUUACUUUCUUACGCUAUUCUAAGUAUAAUUCUGAAGAGCCACAACGCUGUGAAAGGCAUCCCGAUGGUCAAUAUAUAUGUUUCCUUCCUGCUCCAAUUCUUAAGGAAAUGAAUAUUGUUGAUACACCUGGGACUAAUGUCAUUCUUCAAAGGCAACAACGCCUUACUGAGGAGUUUGUGCCUCGUUCAGAUUUGCUUCUGUUUGUCAUUUCUGCUGACCGCCCAUUAACUGAAAGUGAGGUGGAUUUUUUGCGUUAUACUCAACAGUGGAAGAAGAAAGUUGUGUUUGUGUUAAAUAAAUCUGACCUCUAUCAGAAUACCAGUGAGCUUGAGGAAGCCAUAUCAUUCAUCAAGGAGAACACAAGGAAUUUGCUGAGCACUGAAAAUGUGAUAUUGUAUCCAGUCUCUGCUCGGUCUGCUCUUGAAGCGAAAUUGUCUGCUGCUUCUGACACUAAACUAGAUUAUGACGAAUCUUUAGUUUCAGAAUCUCAUUGGAAGAUCAGUAGCUUCUAUGAACUUGAGAGGUUCUUAUAUAGUUUUUUAGAUGGCUCAACAGAAACAGGACUGGAAAGGAUGAAGCUUAAACUUGAAACGCCAAUUGCAAUUGCUGAUCGAAUACUUUCUACUUGUGAAACUCUUAUGAAACAAAAAUGCCAAUAUGCCAAGCAGGAUCUGACCACUGUAACUGAAUUAAUUGAUAGUGUGAAAGAGUUGACAAUGAAGAUGGAAAAGGAGAGCAUCACUUGGAGAAGAAAAACCUCAUUGCUGAUUGAAACAACAAAAUCCCGUGUUCAGGAGCUUAUUGAAUCCACUCUACAAAUAUCAAAUAUUGAUCUUGCCACAGCAUAUAUUUUUAAAGGGGAAAAAUCUGCGAUGACUCCCGCAGCCAUCAGGGUUGAAAAUGAUAUAAUUGGUCCAGGAGUUCUAGAUGCAAAAAAACAACUUGAAGAAUAUGCAUUAUGGUUAAAAUCAAAUAGUUCUCGUGAAGGGAAGCUAUACCAAGAAUCUUUUGAGAAAAGAUGGCCUUCAUUUGUCAAUUCAAACACACAGAUGCAUUUGGAGACCUAUGAGUUACUGGAAAAAGUCGAUGACGCCAGCUUGAAAGUGAUUGAGAACUUCAGUGCUGGUGCAGCUUCCAAGCAUUUUGAACAGGAAAUCCGUGAAUUGUACUUGGGAACAUUUGGUGGACUAGGAGCUGCUGGUUUAUCAGCCUCUCUUCUGACAUCUGUGCUACCUACAACUUUAGAAGAUCUUCUUGCUCUUGGCCUUUGUUCUGCUGGAGGGUUUAUAGCAAUUUCAAAUUUCCCAUCCCGCAAGCAAGGCUUAAUGGACAAGGUAAGUAGCAUUGCAGAUGGGUUGGCACGCGAAAUUGAAGAGGCAAUGCAGAAAGAUCUCUUGGAAACUGUUGUGAACUUAGAGAACUUUGUGAAAACAAUUGGCAAGCCUUAUAAAGAUGCAUCACAACAAAGACUAGACAAGCUUUUAGAUGUUCAAAAUGAAUUAUCAGACAUCAAGGAAAAACUUAGAACACUGCAAGUUGAAAUACAGAAUCUUCAUGUAUCAUGAGUUGCAUUACAUUUUAUUGUUACUGAAUAAUGAGAGAAAAUUAAAGUGUAUUGUAGUGACGGCAGUCAAACCAGAUUGGUUGGGUAAUAUAUGUAAGAUGUUAUUAUGCAUGGAUGGGAACAUCCAUUAACAAGAAUGUUGUAGGAAUAAAAUUCAUGAAUUGUUUGCAGAACA
This is a messenger RNA of Hevea brasiliensis (rubber tree), 3200 nucleotides long. RefSeq names its product probable transmembrane GTPase FZO-like, chloroplastic. Bases 252 to 3026 code for a protein of 924 amino acids. Gene Ontology annotation, biological process: thylakoid membrane organization. The record is from RefSeq and is a predicted model, not a curated record. Lineage: Eukaryota; Viridiplantae; Streptophyta; Magnoliopsida; Malpighiales; Euphorbiaceae. Gene Ontology annotation, cellular component: chloroplast membrane. Gene Ontology annotation, molecular function: GTP binding. The transcript has 11 exons.